Molecule: messenger RNA, 2128 nt
Organism: Archocentrus centrarchus (flier cichlid)
Lineage: Eukaryota; Metazoa; Chordata; Actinopteri; Cichliformes; Cichlidae
Exons: 3
Coding region: 356-2128 (590 amino acids)
Molecular function (GO): ubiquitin-protein transferase activity
Source: RefSeq, a predicted model, not a curated record
CAGGCCAUGAAAUUAAGUGAGGAAAGUGACCACUACCUGCCAGAGUGUGAACAUUAAUGAAGAGAGAAGAUCUGUUUAAAGGACCAUACUCUGGAAGAGAACCGCUUCUCUGAAACUGACAAAAAUGGCAAUCACCGUGACAGAUUUCCUACGUGAUCGGGGGGUUCCAGAAGAAGCACUCACACUAAUCGAGGAGCAAAAGAUCGACAGGGAUGUCAUCUUGCUUAUGGACGAUUCAGCUUUGGCUAACUACAUUCCCUCAUAUGGAGACAGAAUUGCUCUUUUUAAUUUUUGCAAAAAUCAGAAACCUGUCUCAAAGCGAAAAAUGGGCCUUUUUUAAAAGCUCAGAGAAAAAAUGAAACUAAGAAAGGAAACCAAACAAAGUGAAGAGGAGCCUAAAACCUCUAAAUCCAACUCUAGACGAAGAGUCAUUAGACGGACUGUUGAGAUAGGUUGGAUACACCAAGACAAUACUGAAAUCAAACAGGUUAGAGCAAAGCAAGGAGGAGGGACCAGAAAAGUUGUUAUGAACAUCAGUGGUGGAUAUAAUGACAUCCUGAAAGAAGGGAAAAGUCUUUUUUUCCCAAAUGGUGUUUCAAGUAAAGGCCAUGAAUCAGACUUCACAUUUGAUGUUUGGGAUUUUCAGCAAAAUUCCUUAUCUGGUGACAUCUCAAUUGGCACAAUAUAUGACACCAUCAAACUUCCCAUGCUGCGUUUCUACAUUGCCACAAAGCAACAAUCAGUUGUAGAUGUUUCUUCUACUGAAUCAGAACACACUGAUGUUAAUUCUAACUUUGAUGGCCAGGAUGACAUUAUUGAAUUUUCUGACAGCCAGUCCUUUUCUUCGGCACCCAAUUACUCAGAUAAUGAUCAGGACAGUCCUCAUCAGCAAGUUGCCUCUGACCAGUCAAUUGUUACAAAUCAGCCAGUCACCACAGAUCCCAUGGUGGCUUCAGAGGUCCAUUUUAUCUUACCAGAGAUAUUAUCAGAUGAUGCAGUUGUUCUUCACGACUAUGUAACACUGGGAGAAAAUCCACAUAAUAUCUCUGACCCAGAAAUUACAUUUGGCCCAAAUCCAGAAGAUGAUUUUGAUAAUGCUGACACACUGAUUUAUCAGCCUGAAACACCUGACCAUUCACCUCAAACAAAAAUGCUAACCAUACACCACGCAAAUUGUUUCAAUGAUAUGAUUGAAGCAUUUUCUGACCCAGACACUCUGACUACACAACUGACAGUGAGGCGACUACUUCCAGAUAAUUCUGAGGAAGCUGGUAGUGGCUCAGGGAUACUCAGAGAUAUCUUUAGUGCCUUUUGGCAAGAAUUCUAUGAUCGUUGCACUCUUGGUACAUCGGUGAAAGUGCCCUUCAUCAGACAUGAUUUCAAGGCUGACACCUGGAAAGCUAUUGGCAGAAUUUUCUUGAGAGGAUACCAAGAUUGCCACUACCUUCCCAUCAAGCUUGCAUCCCCUUUUGUUGAGGAGAUGUUAUUUGGAGUAGUGUACAGUGACCUGACAGAAGUCUUUCUUCAGUUUGUAAGCUGCCAGGAGCGAGAGAUCCUCAGACAGGCUUUACAGGACUUCUCUUCCAUUGAAGCUGAUGACCUUCUUGAGGUCCUUGACAACUAUGAGUGCAGAAGAAGAGCCUCAGCAGAAAAUCUACAAUCAAUUUUGAUUGAAAUUUCACACAAAGAACUUGUGCAAAAGCCAAUGUUUGUAAUUGAUUGUUGGAGGGAUAUUGCAAAACCACAAAUCAGUCUGCAUUAUGAGAAGCUAAGGAAGAUGUACGAUGACCUUAAACCCACAUCUAAAAAGGUGACAAGGCUGUUAAAGUUUCCAGGUGAUAUGACAGCAAAGCAAAAAGAGGUUGAGCAUCAUCUCAAAAGGUAUAUCAGAGAACUCAAUGAAGAAAAACUAGGGAAGUUUCUGAGAUUCUGCACAGGUUCUGAUUUGAUUGUGUCAGACAGUGUCACUGUGGAGUUUACAGUAAUGUCUGAUUUUACAAGACGUCCAAUAGGACGAACAUGUGGCAUGUUCCUACAGCUACCUGAUAGCUACGAAAAUUUCCCUGACUUUCGUGCUGAAUUCAACGAAAUUCUUGAAAGCAACAUUUGGGUGAUGGAUAUUGUGUAG